AUGGCCGACGAAUCAACCUCGCUUGAGCUUGCCUCCAUCGACAAGCUCGAGCUCCUCAACGGCACCACCGCCGUCAGUUGGGUGUCGUUUGAGGAGAGCCUCUUCACGUACCUGGGCUCCGUUCGAGUGGGAGAUUACUGCCUCCUAGACGUUGUCCUCGAAACACCUAAUGGCCUCCCCCCCACUCCGCCCCCACUCCCAGGCUCCUCCCCCCUCGACGCCCCACCACUCCCGACCGAACCUGCCCCCCAAGCCCCUAUCCUAGGGGCUUGGGAGGAUGAUCCGGACAGGUGGGCUCGCACGCUCAACAAAUACAACAAGGAGCGGGACGACUAUGUCAUCAAAAGCAGAGCACACGCAGCUGCCAUCGCCGAUCACGAAGCUGCCACUGCAAAACUUGCAGAAUUCAAAGCCGCCUCCGAAGAGUACUCUGCUAAGCUCCGUAAGCACCACUCCGAUACAGCUGCAUGGCGCAUUGCUGACCGCCGUGCACUUACUAUCAUCUUCUCAUGCGUUCCCUCCUCUCUCAAGCGUGACCUUCGCCCCCCAUCCUCCCCCUCCCUCUGGAAGUCUCUCUCCUCCCAAUAUGAUCGCCAGGACUUACGUUCCCUCCUCUCCCUCUUUCGCACCUUCCAAGACAUCACACUGGACUCCUCCCUCAACGCUGCUUCCUUCGCUCGGCGCCUCACGGACACUGCACAACGUCUCAAUGAUCGUGGCAUCUUGAUCUCCGACACCCUCCUCACAGCACGCAUCCUUGACUGCCUCCCACCCACCUACGACACUUACCGCAUCAAUUUCACCUCCCAGCACAUCCGUCCUCCUCCUGAACAAACACCGGCGGAAGCAGCGGGGGCGGACCAGGACGUGGCUCGGGCGGUGGUGGAAGAGGAGGCGGUCGCGGAGGUGGACGAGGAGGGCGCACUGGGGAACGUGGCGGGCGUGGGGCAACCACUUCAACCACGGUUUGUGUUGAAAGCAAGCUGA
Closterium sp. Naga37s-1 is the source of this 987-nucleotide messenger RNA. The record is from the annotation of a GenBank genome assembly. Lineage: Eukaryota; Viridiplantae; Streptophyta; Zygnematophyceae; Desmidiales; Closteriaceae.